Molecule: messenger RNA, 1247 nt
Organism: Cicer arietinum (chickpea)
Lineage: Eukaryota; Viridiplantae; Streptophyta; Magnoliopsida; Fabales; Fabaceae
Product: peptidyl-prolyl cis-trans isomerase CYP19-4-like
Biological process (GO): protein folding; protein peptidyl-prolyl isomerization
Cellular component (GO): cytoplasm; intracellular membrane-bounded organelle
Molecular function (GO): cyclosporin A binding; peptidyl-prolyl cis-trans isomerase activity
Source: RefSeq, a predicted model, not a curated record
GUUAAUUAUUAUUAAUUAAUCCGAUCUAAGUUAAAACUCAUUGCUGAAUUUUGACACAUUAGAAGAUGUUUAACCACUGUCUCGUUCGUUGAUUUUUUGCAUCAGAAAGAAAAUCAAAAUGGCUUUCAGAGCCAGUGGAACACUGAUUUUAGCUUGUCUCAUUUGGAUUUUCUUCCUCUGUGCAACCAUAGCAUUCUUUCAGCUCAAAUUGGUCGAGAACAGAGCCAAUCACGCUUCUUCUCAUGACAAGUUAAUUACUACUCAUAAUCAUGAUACCCUUUUGAAAGAUGAUUUAGAGGCUGUCACCCACAAAGUAUAUUUUGACAUCGAGAUCGAUGGAAAAUUAGCGGGUCGCAUAGUCAUGGGACUUUUUGGGACCACAGUACCAAAAACUGCAGAAAACUUCCGCGCGCUUUGUACAGGAGAGAAAGGGGUAGGAAGAAGUGGGAAGGCUCUUCAUUAUAAAGGGAGCACAUUCCAUAGGAUAAUACCAAGCUUCAUGGUACAAGGGGGUGAUUUCACCUUUGGUGAUGGAAGAGGUGGAGAAUCAAUCUUUGGUGAUAAGUUUGCUGAUGAAAACUUCAAGGUGAAGCAUUCUGGGCCAGGAUACUUAUCGAUGGCAAAUUCCGGCCAAGACACCAAUGGCUCCCAGUUUUUCAUAACGACAGUAAAAACCACCUGGCUGGACGGACGCCAUGUUGUAUUUGGCAAGGUACUUUCUGGUAUGGAUGUUUUGUACAAGAUUGAAGCAGAAGGAAGUGAAAGUGGCUCUCCCAAACGUAAGGUUAUUGUGUUAGACAGUGGCGAAUUAACUUCAUGAUAUAUGGUUUAAUAUAUAAGUUGAGACUGAUUCUACUAUGGUAACUAGUCAGUUUUUUCUAUGGUUCGCAAAUUCCUUGUGUAUACUUUAUCAUUUAGUAAAUGAACAGAAUUUGAUGACUAAAAGUUCGAAUUCGUGUAACUUAAGGCUGUAUUUUAUUUCAUGUUUUGCUUGUGUACAAUAAUAGCCUUGCUAAAGAGGAAGGGAAUUUUAGGGAUUGCUUAAGAUCGGAAUCAUUAACAAUAGAAAUCAGAGUGAAGAGUGCUAUCCUCUGAAUUUCAAGAUUAUUUUUGUAUCUUUCGUGAUGGAUACAAGAAUAAACUAUUUAUUCAAGUGCAUCAUAUCAUGAUUCAUGUCCUCUGCUAGUCAUUUUGAAUCCCAUGUACCAAUAGAGCACACUGAAAUAAAUAUAAAAGGUUCUUCUCUU